UUAAAGUGCACUUGUUGUUUGCUGACUGCGGUCACACUAACUUGAACCACCUGCAAAAGCGCGCCUAAUUUUUUGGCAUCAUCAAUUUUUAUCUUAUGUUUUUGCAAUAAACAUAAUACUUGGGUGCCGAAAUGGAUGCCAAACGCAAAUUUAAUGGAACCUCUAAUGGCCAGGCCAAAAAACCUCGGAAUUUCGAUGAUGAUGAGGAAAAUAACUUUGAGGCAGAGCUGGCUGCAUUCGAAAACUCUGAGGAGAUGGACCAGACCUUGCUACUGGGCGAUGGACCUGAGAAUCAGCAGACCAGCGAGCGUUGGUCCCGACCACGACCUCCACAACUAGAUCCCUCAAAGGACGGCUUGGAGUUUCAGCAGUUAGAUGUGGAAAAUUAUCUGGGCCAACCGCUUCCAGGGAUGCCGGGUGCGCAAAUAGGACCCGUGCCGGUGGUACGAAUGUUUGGCAUCACUAUGGAGGGCAAUUCCGUGUGCUGCCAUGUUCAUGGCUUUUGUCCGUACUUCUAUAUCGAAGCACCCAAGAAAUUCGAAGAGCGCCAUUGCGAACAACUACAAAAAGACUUGGAUCAGAAAGUUAUAGCCGAUAUUCGCAAUAAUAAGGACAAUGUACAGGAGGCUGUGUUAAUGGUUGAACUGGUGGAGAAGUUGAAUAUCCACGGUUACAACGGGGACAAAAAGCAGAGGUACAUUAAGAUCUCGCUGACACUGCCUAGAUUCGUGGCUGCCGCCUCACGUCUGCUCAAAAAUCAGGUGAUCAUGUCGGAGAUUGACUUUCAGGACUGCCGUGCCUUUGAAAAUAAUAUAGAUUUCGAUAUUCGCUUCAUGGUGGACAAUGGAGUGGUGGGCUGCAAUUGGAUUGAGUUGCCCAAAGGCCACUGGCGACUAAGAAACAGCCUCAGCAAGCCCCUGCCCGAAUCCCGCUGUCAAAUCGAAGUGGACGUUGCCUUUGAUAGGUUUAUAUCCCACGAACCCGAGGGCGAAUGGUCAAAGGUUGCUCCCUUCCGCAUCCUUUCCUUCGAUAUUGAAUGCGCUGGUCGUAAGGGAAUCUUCCCCGAAGCUAAAAUGGAUCCAGUCAUUCAGAUAGCAAAUAUGGUGAUAAGGCAAGGCGAGCGUGAACCUUUCAUCAGGAAUGUUUUUACCUUGAAUGAGUGUGCUCCCAUUAUUGGCAGUCAAGUGCUUUGCCACGAAAAAGAAACCCAAAUGCUGGACAGGUGGGCUGCCUUCGUCCGAGAAGUCGAUCCUGAUAUUCUGACGGGCUAUAACAUCAACAACUUUGAUUUCCCAUACUUACUCAAUCGGGCAGCGCACUUGAAGGUGAAGAACUUUGAGUAUUUGGGCAGAAUCAAGAACAUCCGUUCGGUGAUCAAAGAGCAGAUGCUACAGUCCAAGCAGAUGGGCCGUCGGGAGAACCAGUAUGUUAAUUUCGAGGGACGGGUUCCCUUUGAUCUUCUGUUUGUCCUGUUGCGCGACUACAAAUUGCGAUCAUAUACACUAAACGCUGUGAGCUAUCACUUUCUGCAGGAGCAAAAGGAGGACGUGCAUCAUAGCAUCAUCACGGACCUUCAGAAUGGAGAUGAGCAAACACGGCGCCGUUUGGCCAUGUACUGCUUAAAAGAUGCCUACCUACCGCUACGACUGCUGGAGAAACUAAUGGCCAUUGUGAACUACAUGGAAAUGGCCAGGGUAACGGGUGUGCCGCUAGAGUCUCUGCUCACCCGUGGUCAGCAGAUAAAAGUAUUAAGUCAGUUGUUGCGCAAAGCUAAAACCAAAGGAUUUAUAAUGCCGUCGUAUACCUCUCAAGGAUCGGAUGAACAGUACGAGGGAGCCACUGUGAUUGAGCCCAAACGAGGCUACUAUGCCGAUCCCAUCUCCACACUGGAUUUCGCCUCGCUGUACCCAAGUAUUAUGAUGGCACAUAACUUGUGCUACACCACUCUGAUCUUGGGUGGCACUCGGGAGAAGCUAAGGGAGCAGGAGAAUAUCCAGGACGAUCAAGUGGAGCGCACACCGGCCAACAAUUACUUUGUGAAAUCGGAGGUGCGUCGAGGCCUCCUUCCCGAGAUCCUGGAAUCGCUGCUGGCAGCCAGAAAGCGGGCCAAAAACGACCUUAAAGUGGAAACUGAUCCGUUUAAAAGAAAGGUUUUGGAUGGCAGGCAGCUGGCGUUAAAAAUCUCCGCUAACUCCGUAUAUGGAUUCACAGGCGCUCAGGUGGGAAAGUUACCUUGUCUAGAGAUUUCUGGCAGUGUUACCGCCUAUGGACGUACCAUGAUUGAAAUGACCAAAAACGAGGUGGAGUCGCACUACACCCAGGCCAAUGGCUACGAGAACAAUGCGGUGGUCAUUUACGGCGACACGGAUUCCGUGAUGGUUAAUUUUGGCGUUAAAACACUGGAGCGAAGCAUGGAGUUGGGACGCGAAGCAGCAGAGCUUGUGAGCUCCAAGUUUGUGCAUCCCAUAAAACUGGAGUUCGAAAAAGUGUACUAUCCGUAUCUCCUGAUCAACAAGAAACGCUAUGCGGGCUUGUACUUUACGCGUCCAGAGACCUACGACAAAAUGGACUGCAAGGGCAUUGAAACCGUGAGGAGAGACAACUCCCCACUGGUGGCCAACCUGAUGAACUCCUGCCUGCAGAAACUGCUCAUUGAAAGGGAUCCCGAUGGAGCAGUGGCCUAUGUUAAACAGGUGAUAGCCGACCUCCUGUGCAACCGGAUAGACAUCUCGCAUCUGGUCAUCACCAAGGAGCUGGCGAAGACGGAUUACGCAGCUAAGCAGGCACACGUCGAGCUGGCUGCCAAGAUGAAGAAAAGGGAUCCGGGUACGGCUCCCAAGUUAGGCGAUCGAGUUCCUUAUGUGAUCUGUGCGGCAGCUAAAAAUACUCCAGCUUAUCAGAAGGCAGAGGAUCCGUUGUACGUUCUGGAGAACAGCGUGCCCAUCGAUGCUAAUUAUUAUCUGGAGCAGCAACUAUCGAAGCCCUUGCUAAGGAUCUUUGAACCUAUUUUGGGGGACAAUGCUGAAUCCAUUUUGUUGAAAGGAGAGCAUACACGCACUCGAACUGUGGUCACGUCCAAAGUGGGUGGCUUGGCUGGCUUUAUGACCAAGAAAACCUCCUGCUUGGGCUGCAAAUCUUUAAUGCCCAAGGGGUACGAGCAGGCCUGCCUGUGUCCACAUUGCGAGCCACGGAUGAGUGAGCUCUACCAGAAGGAGGUGAGCGCGAAGAGGGAACUGGAGGAGCACUUCUCCCGCCUCUGGACCGAGUGCCAGAGGUGUCAGGAAUCCUUGCAUGAGGAGGUGAUUUGCUCGAAUCGAGAUUGCCCCAUCUUCUACAUGCGACAAAAGGUGCGCAUGGAUCUGGACGCACAGGAGAAGAGAGUGCAGCGUUUCGGACUGCCCGAGUGGUGAUCGAUGCAUGAAUUUACCGAUUUACUGAAUUGUUUAAUCCUAUAAUUUAAUAAUUAUAUUACUAGAAGUUA
Messenger RNA from Drosophila ficusphila, 3481 nucleotides. RefSeq names its product DNA polymerase delta catalytic subunit (gene PolD1). Lineage: Eukaryota; Metazoa; Arthropoda; Insecta; Diptera; Drosophilidae. Gene Ontology annotation, biological process: DNA replication proofreading; base-excision repair, gap-filling; DNA-templated DNA replication. Gene Ontology annotation, molecular function: DNA binding; DNA-directed DNA polymerase activity; nucleotide binding. Gene Ontology annotation, cellular component: delta DNA polymerase complex. The transcript has 2 exons. The record is from RefSeq and is a predicted model, not a curated record. The coding region runs from base 132 to 3410 and encodes 1092 amino acids.